Messenger RNA from Solanum pennellii, 834 nucleotides. RefSeq names its product probable WRKY transcription factor 14. The transcript is spliced from 4 exons. The record is from RefSeq and is a predicted model, not a curated record. Gene Ontology annotation, molecular function: DNA-binding transcription factor activity; transcription cis-regulatory region binding. Gene Ontology annotation, cellular component: nucleus. Lineage: Eukaryota; Viridiplantae; Streptophyta; Magnoliopsida; Solanales; Solanaceae. The coding region runs from base 1 to 834 and encodes 277 amino acids. Gene Ontology annotation, biological process: regulation of DNA-templated transcription.
AUGGGGGAUUAUGAUCGGGAUAGAGAUUUUCCAAUCGCUCGUCAGGAAAGAUCAUAUGAUCAGGUUAUUAUCACGAACCAAAACAACAACGAGCAAUUGUACUUACAUACAAUUCAAUCAGUUCAAUUUAUCCAACAAACUGUUGUUCCUCAAUCACGAACAAUGGUGGCAUGUGUGCCACCAAUUACAACACCACAAAAAUGUAUUGAUCUACAACAACAACCUGAUAUGCUGGCAAACAUUCAUCCUAAUUUAACUUUUUCCAUGAAGACUCCUUUGACCCAAUCUAGAACAAGGAAAAAACAGUCGAUAAGGCUUACCUAUGAAUCAUUGCAAGAGGAACUCACUAAUGACAUAUGGACAUGGCGCAAAUAUGGUCAGAAGCAUAUCAAAGGUUCUCCAUUUCCGAGGAAUUACUAUAAGUGUAGCACAUCAAAACACUGCGAAGCAAAGAAACAAAUUGAGAAAAGCCCAAAGGAUGAGAACAUUUUCGUGGUAUCUUGUUCCGGUGGACACAAUCAUGAUCCACCAAUGAACCGUAGAUAUCUUGCUAGCUGCAACAAUGAUUCCAAAUUCAAGAUUUCAAAAGGCAUCAAUAGUUUGCCCAAAGCAUCAAUCUUGAAUGCAUCAUCAUCCUCGUCCAUGCGCGUUAAGCAUUCAAGAGUUGUUACUUCUCCAAUUAUCGCAACUAAGCCUCCACUUGAAAUCGGGAGCAAAAGCAAAAUUGUUGUUGCGGUCGUGCAGAACAAAGGUGAUGAUAAAGUAAAGGUGAACAUGACUGAAGAUAUUUUCAUGGGUAUUGAUCAACUCCAAAGAUCUACUACUUCCACCUAA